CUUUCUUUCUUUCUUCUUUUUCUUUCUUUUUUGUGAGAACAUUUAAAUUCUAACUAUCUAGCAAAUGUCAGUUUUAUGAUGCAAUAUCACAGCCACAGUCACCGUAUUUCACAUUUGGCUUUCUAGUCGUGGGGGAUGCGAUGCUACCUCACCGGGAAUGGCCGUCUGAGUUGUCCCUUAUGCUUUCUCAGUGCCACGGCUUAUGGGAUGAGGAUGACAUCACCGACAGUGGCACAGACAAGGAAGAGUCGGAUGAUGAGCUGUCCCUCAGUCGUGGCAGGAGAGCCUCCUCUGAUUCUCUGAAAUCCAUCAACCUAGCCGCGUCAGCGGAGUCGGUGCACGUGUCCUUCCCGGAGCAGCCCACAGCCAUCCGGAGGAAGCGAUCGGGCAGUAGCUCCCAGAUAUCCCCCAGAUCCAGCUUUUCUUCCAAUAGGUCCAAAAGAGGCAGCACAAGCACCCGAAACAGCAGUCAAAAAGGAAGCAGUGUUUUGAGCAUCAAGCAGAAAAGUAAAAGGGAACUUUAUAUGGAAAAGCUUCAAGAACAUUUAAUCAAAGCAAAAGCAUUUACCAUAAAGAAGACUUUGCAAAUAUAUGUGCCCAUCAGACAGUUCUUCUACAACCUCAUCCAUCCAGACUACAGUGCUGUGACCGAUGUGUAUGUGCUCAUGUUCCUGGCUGACACUGUUGACUUUGUCAUCAUCGUCUUUGGCUUCUGGGCCUUUGGGGUAGGUUGGGGGGUGAAGGCCACCACACUUCUAACGAGUAAGAGUGAUGCUGUCCUGUGAAGUGCCACUUGUGCCUA
This is a messenger RNA of Neofelis nebulosa (Clouded leopard), 802 nucleotides long. Its product is annotated as piezo-type mechanosensitive ion channel component 2-like. Lineage: Eukaryota; Metazoa; Chordata; Mammalia; Carnivora; Felidae. Bases 141 to 785 code for a protein of 214 amino acids. The transcript is spliced from 3 exons. Gene Ontology annotation, cellular component: plasma membrane. Gene Ontology annotation, biological process: cellular response to mechanical stimulus; regulation of membrane potential; detection of mechanical stimulus. Gene Ontology annotation, molecular function: mechanosensitive monoatomic ion channel activity; monoatomic cation channel activity. The record is from RefSeq and is a predicted model, not a curated record.